Sorex araneus (European shrew) is the source of this 906-nucleotide messenger RNA. RefSeq names its product transmembrane protein 262 (gene CATSPERH). Bases 191 to 793 code for a protein of 200 amino acids. The transcript is spliced from 4 exons. Lineage: Eukaryota; Metazoa; Chordata; Mammalia; Eulipotyphla; Soricidae. The record is from RefSeq and is a predicted model, not a curated record.
GCCACGGGCGGGGGCAGCGAGGCGGUCCGUUCAGGGGAGCUUCCCCCGCGCCACUUGCCACUCGGAGCCAUAGGUUCCGGGGCGGUUUGUGCCAACGGGAGGCGACGGCAGCGGCGGCGGCGAGAGUCGUGCAAUCGCGACGUGCUCGCUCAUCUCCCAGGCCCGGGAGCCGCAGACACUCGGUUCCUAGAUGACACGGACGGAGCUGGAAGGAGGAGGGCCGGAAGGUGCUGGCGUCCCAAAGGCGUGUCGUUUCCCCGACAGCGGCUCAGUGACCCCCCCGCUUAGCACUCCUGGGGCCCCGGCCUUGCAGGGGUGUCGGCGAGGAAGCCUGAGCUGCACUGCUGACGGCGCGGACGGCGCGGUGGAAAUGGAGUCCCGGGCCAUGCCCCCGCAGACCUCACAGCGGAGCCGGAGGUACUGGAGGCGCGAGUCGAAGCCCAUGGGCUGGCGGGACCGCAUCCUGGUGUUCUUCCUGCCGCAGGGCAUGAUGCUCACUCUGGCGGCCACCGCGCUCUUCUUCAUGCACCUGAGCGUCUUCGCCAGCGACAUACACAACUUCUAUGUCACCUACAACUAUGACCGCAUGAGCUUCCGCUACACCAUUGUCCUCAUAUUCUUCCACGUCAUCAGCAUCUGCUGGGCCGUCAUGGGGUCGCUCUACGCAGAGAUGACAAACGACAAGGCUCGGCGCUACUUUUCCGUGAUUGUCCUGAUGCUCAACGGGGCCAUGUUCUUCAGCCGCCUGUGGCUGGAGUUUGUGGCCAUCCAGUACCGCGAGGAGUUCCACUGAGGCCGGCGGCUGAGAAGGGCAAGCAAGAGGCCGCUCCCGCGUCUUAAUAAAGUCUAUUGUUUAUUCCCAAUGUGGCAGGGGAGAGAGCGGGCGCGGGGCCGGGGAGUGUAGUG